AUGUUACUCAACAAAACCAGAUUGGUUGGCUUCACAAAUAGCUCGCGAAAGUGCAAUAUGGAGAGCAAUACCACGUCAGAUGUAGUAAUUUUAAGUGGCAAUUCUCAUCCAGAACUUGCUGACCUAAUAGCGAAUCGUCUGGGUGUACGUAAAGGGGGAUGUUCAGUUUAUCACAAGACAAACAGAGAAACGAUGGUUGAAAUUGCAGAUUCAAUCAGAGGGAAAAACAUUUAUAUAGUUCAGACAGGAACAAAGGAUAAAAACAGGGAUGUUAACAACAAUAUCAUGGAACUGUUGAUAAUGGCUUAUGCUUGUAAGACCUCAUCGGCAAGUUCAAUAGUGGGGGUCAUUCCAUAUUUGCCGUACAGCAAACAAUGCAAAAUGAGAAAACGUGGUUGCAUCGUUACUAAACUACUGGCUAAAAUGAUGUGCAAGUCUGGUCUCUCACAUAUAAUCACAAUGGAUUUACAUCAAAAGGAAAUACAAGGUUUCUUUGAUUGUCCUGUCGACAAUUUGAGGGCAUCGCCUUUCCUAUUACAGUACAUACAAGAGAGUAUACCCGAUUAUCGCAACUCAGUGAUAGUUGCAAGAAACCCUGGUUCGGCCAAAAAGGCGACUUCAUACUCAGAACGUUUGAGACUUGCCAUAGCAGUUAUACACGGAGAACAGAAAGAAGCUGAGAGUGAUGAGGUGGAUGGACGGUACUCACCACCUUGUAUGCCCAGUGUGGACAGAUCUCGUACCAUGGAUGUCUCAGUAGGAGUUCCGGUGCACCCAGCCAAGGAAAAACCUCCAAUAAAUGUGGUCGGAGAUGUUGGGGGUAGAAUCGCUAUCAUGGUGGAUGAUAUGAUUGAUGACGUCCAAUCAUUUGUGGCUGCCGCUGAAGUUUUAAAGGAAUGUGGAGCUUACAAAAUAUAUGUCCUCGCAACACAUGGCUUACUGUCAUCUGAUGCUCCCCGAUUGAUUGAAGAUUCUCCUAUUGAUGAAGUUGUAGUCACAAACACUGUUCCUCACGAGCUACAGAAGAUGCAGUGUAACAAAAUAAAAACAAUCGACAUAUCAGUACUACUAAGCGAGGCCAUUCGUCGUAUACACAAUAAGGAAUCAAUGUCCUAUCUCUUCAAAAAUGUUACAUUGGAAGAUUAA
Molecule: messenger RNA, 1146 nt
Organism: Danaus chrysippus (African queen)
Lineage: Eukaryota; Metazoa; Arthropoda; Insecta; Lepidoptera; Nymphalidae
Source: the annotation of a GenBank genome assembly